ACAAUUCGUUUGUUUCAAAGAACCGCGAUAACUUAACUGUUUACAUUUUUUACGUUUCGGGCCAGCUCUUGGUUUAAAUUUCAGCCCUUGUUGAAGUUCUUAUUUAUUUGAGUGGGUAUCUGAGGGGGGUUGUUUGUUAUAGUUUAAUAAUCACGUUUCUAAAGCUCGUAAACACUUAUAAAUAUUUUAGAGACAGUGGUGACGGUUACCAGUCGGUCGGAGUUAGCUAGCUUAUAUGUUGUGAUGGUCAAUACUCAGUGACCGUCGUAGUUGUAGUUUGUAGGAAAAUACGCUACAUUAAACCUACCUCAAUCACAGAAAUGCCUGCAAACAAACGGAUACAGAAGAAAGCACUUAAACUGGUGUGUGAAUGGGGUUCAUGUAAGGAGACAUUUACUCAGAUGGAUAACUUCUGCAAGCAUGCAGAGGGUCACCUUAAUGCGUUAAACGAUGAAGAGGAAGACCAAGACGAUGUAGAAGGGGAGAGAAACUGUCUUUGGAGAGAAUGUGGCUUCUGCUCCAUAGAGGGUCCUGAAGAGUUACGAAGACAUCUUUUCUUCCACUGUUAUCACACAAAGCUGAAACAGUUGGGUCAGCGUAUACUCAGUGCCCAACCAGAGCUUGGCACCUGUUCCAUUGGGUACCAAAACUGCAACAUCAUCCCUGAAAUCCCAGAUAAUUUCAUCUGUCUGUGGGAAGAUUGUGAGCAACCCCCAUAUGAAAAUCCAGAGUGGUUUUACCGCCAUGUGGAGAUGCACAGCUUGUGCAUAGACAUACCAGUGGGAGACUAUGAAAUCCAGUUGCACUGCAGAUGGAAAGAUUGUGAAGCCACAGCAAAAGGGCGUCCUAAGCUACGAGAGCAUUUACGCAGUCACACGCAGGAGAAGAUAGUAGCAUGUCCAGGCUGUGGGGGGAUGUACGCCAACAACACCAAGCUCUUCGACCACAUUAUUCGACAGAGCGCCAUGGAAGGUCAGAGGUUCCAGUGUUCUCACUGCUCCAAACGCUUUGCAACAGAGAGACUCUUGAGAGAUCACAUGAGAACUCAUGUCAGCCACUAUAAAUGCCCACUCUGUGACAUGACUGUUCCAUCACCCUCUGCACUACGCAACCAUAUCAAGUUCCGCCACAGCAACGAGCGACCCUACAGCUGUGAAUACUGCGAAUACAGCUGCAAGAAUCUUGUCGACCUACGCAAACACCUGGACACCCACAGCAGCGAGCCGGCCUUCCGCUGUGAGGUUCCUGGCUGUGGAUUCACCUCUCGUACACUCAUUACCAUGAAGAUUCACAACAAAAGAGAGCAUGAGGGGAAUUUUGUACCUCGGUACAAGUGUCAUGUUUGUGAUCAGUGCUUCACUCGAGGAAACAACCUAACUGUCCAUCUGCACAAAAAGCACCAGUUCAAAUGGCCCUCUGGGCACCCCAGGUUCAGGUACAAGAAGCACGAGGACGGUUUCUUCCGGCUACAGUUGAUUCGCUAUGAGAGCGUGGAGCUGACGGAGCAGCUGAUGAGAGAAAGACAAAAUAGGCAAGCAGAGGACGAUGAGGAUGGCGGGCAGGCUGAGGGUCAGGAGAUGGAGGUUGGGGACUUGGGUGCAGCUCCUUCAGAGUUACAGGAGGAGCUGAGAGGAGUGCUGCUGGAGGAGCAAAGGACUGAGGAUCCAUCUGUCAGUGCUGACGAGCGGAUGUUGUAUGUUCUCACCGGAGGGGAGGACUCUGUGAUGCAGGAUUCAGCUCAGCAGCAAGGAAUGCAGCGUACACAGUUGGGUACUAAUUCUAAACUGCCUGCUGAGUCCAAGUGUAUGAGGAAAAAACUGCCACAGCUUUUGAAGGACGAUUUCAGUUUCACCAACAUGUGGAAAACGGCAAGGAAGGCCUACCUCAGUGAGUGUAAAAGUAUUUUGAAGCUUAAUUUAAAACUUGAAUAAACUUGUUUCACAAAAUUCAAAUUA
Cheilinus undulatus (humphead wrasse) is the source of this 1955-nucleotide messenger RNA. RefSeq names its product histone H4 transcription factor (gene hinfp). Lineage: Eukaryota; Metazoa; Chordata; Actinopteri; Labriformes; Labridae. The transcript has 10 exons. Bases 321 to 1931 code for a protein of 536 amino acids. Gene Ontology annotation, biological process: regulation of transcription by RNA polymerase II; anatomical structure development. The record is from RefSeq and is a predicted model, not a curated record. Gene Ontology annotation, molecular function: DNA-binding transcription factor activity, RNA polymerase II-specific; RNA polymerase II cis-regulatory region sequence-specific DNA binding.